This is a messenger RNA of Phoenix dactylifera (date palm), 4286 nucleotides long. RefSeq names its product Tetratricopeptide repeat (TPR)-like superfamily protein (gene MEF7). Gene Ontology annotation, biological process: RNA modification. Gene Ontology annotation, molecular function: protein binding; RNA binding; zinc ion binding. The record is from RefSeq and is a predicted model, not a curated record. NCBI's taxonomy places the organism in Eukaryota, Viridiplantae, Streptophyta, Magnoliopsida, Arecales, Arecaceae.
UCUCCGUAUCAUGAGUCGCCGCUUCCCGCUAUUUGUUCCCACUAGAUUCCACCUUCAUACCUCUUCAAACUCGAAUUUCUCCUCUUCUCCUCGUCUCCUUCCCAAAGAGCCAAGAAUCGCUAAACCCCGACUCCCAAUUCCGAUUCCACUAGAGAAACUGUUAGCAGAGCACAGAAGAUCUCGCGGCCAAUCCCCCAACCUCGUUGCCCCGGAAAUCUCAUCUCAAGAAUCCAAUCGGGAGCUCGAUUCCGCUUACGACGACGUCGUGUGCCGUUACAAGGGUUCUCGUAACCCUCACGAUGCCGCAAGCCUCCACCUUGAGCUAAUCAAGAAAGGGUUUGUAGGGGAUUUGUUUUUGUCCAACAAUCUGAUCAACCUCUAUGCUAAAGCAGGCAAUCUGGCGUCCGCUCAUCAGAUAUUCGAUGAUAUGCGGGAAAAGAAUGCGGUUUCUUGGACUUGCUUAAUUGCUGGGCACACGCAGCAUGGGCUUCCCGAUGAGGCUUGCUGUAUAUUUUGGUCAAUGAUUUCAAAUGGUUUUGAGCCCACUCAGUUCACCUUUGGAAGUGUUCUCCGAGCAUGCCAGGAUUGUGGUCCCGAUCGCCUAAGUCUUGGAAUCCAGAUCCAUGGGCUGGUUUCUAAAACCCAGUGCUCAUUGGAUAUUGUGGUGUGCAAUGCGCUGAUAUCCAUGUAUGGAAGUUGCUGUUUGAAUUCUGCAUUCUAUGCUCAGCAAGUGUUUGAUAGUGUACCAAUCAAGAAUUCCAUAACUUGGAACUGCAUCAUUUCCGUGCACUCUCAAAAAGGGGAUGCGAUGGCUGCCUUUAAGCUCUUUUCAGAUAUGCAAAUGGGAAGUUCUGGGUUUGAUUCGAAACCGAAUGAGUAUACCUAUGGCAGCUUGAUAUCUGUGACGUACUCUUCCUCAUGUGGUGUGUGCCUUCUUGACCAAAUGCUUGCAAGGGUGUCCAAGUCCGGGUGUUUGAGCAAUCUCUAUGUGGGUAGUGCUCUGGUUAGUGCAUUUGCUAGAUUUGGGUUGCUUGAUAGAGCUAAAAAGAUCUUCUUGCAAAUGGAUGAGAGGAAUGCUGUAUCUCUGAGUGGCUUGAUGGUGGGACUCGUAAAGCAGAAUCUUGGAGAAGAAGCAGUGGAUGUUUUCAGAGAAACAAGGGAUUUAGUUGUCAUAGAUCAUGACUCUUUUGUGGUCCUGACGAGUGCACUUGCUGAGUUUCAAGUACCGGAAGAAGGGAGAAGAAAGGGGAGGGAGGUCCAUGGACUUGUGAUUAGAUCUGGACUUAUAGAUUCUAAGGUUGCGAUUGGGAAUGGCUUACUUAACAUGUAUGCAAAAUGUGGUGCCAUUGAUGAAGCUUGUAGAGUCUUCAAGCUCAUGAGAAUGAAAGAUCGGGUCUCAUGGAGUACGAUGAUCUCCGGUCUUGAUCAGAAUGGUUAUUUUGAAGAGGCUCUGAUGAGCUUCCAAAUGAUGCUAUGUAAUGGUAUCAUGCCAUCGAAUUAUGCAAUAAUCAGUACUUUGAGUUCAUGUGCAAGCUUGCGACUUUUUAGUGCAGGUGCGCAACUCCAUUGUGAUAGCAUCAAACUUGGACUUGAUUCGGAUGUUUCUGUUUCAAAUUCGCUUCUCGCCAUGUAUGGAGAAUGCGGUUCUUUGACUGAGUGCUGGAGAGUUUUUAAUUCUAUGCCUGGCUAUGAUCAGAUUUCAUGGAAUUCCAUGAUUGGGGCAUUAGCCAGUUCUGAGGCAUCUCUGCAGGAAUCUAUAGGGGUUUUCUUAGAUAUGAUGCGAAAUGGGUGGAAACCAAACAGAGUGACAUUCGUGAAUAUUUUUGCUGUUUUAUCUCCACUUUCUGUUCCUGAGUUAGGUAGGCAAGUUCAUGCUCUAGUCCUGAAACAUGGGAUGUCAGAGGACAGCGCUGUGGAAAAUGCCCUUCUAUCUUGUUAUGCUAAGUCUGGAGAGAUCGAUAACUGUGAGCGCCUCUUUUUUAAAAUGUCUGAUAGGAGGGAUGAUGUAUCAUGGAAUUCUAUGGUUGCAGGAUAUGUUCAAAAUGGACUUCUGCAAAAGGCCAUGGAUUUUGUUUGGUUCAUGAUUCAUAGUGGCCAGCAGAUGGACUGCUUCACGCUGGCAACAGUUCUGAGUGCAUGUGCCUCUGUAGCAGCAUUAGAGCGCGGGUUGGAAAUUCAUGCCUUUGGAAUUAGGUGUUAUUUGGUAUCUGAUGUCGUAGUGGAGAGUGCACUUGUUGAUAUGUAUUCCAAGUGUGGAAGAAUAGACUAUGCCUCGAGGGUCUUCAGGUUCAUGAGUUUGAGAAAUGAAUUUUCUUGGAAUUCAAUGAUUUCAGCUUAUGCCCGACAUGGGCUUGGUGAGAAUGCUCUGGAGGUCUUUGAAGAAAUGCAAUGCGGGAAUCAACGACCAGAUCAUGUCACCUAUGUUGGGGUUUUAUCUGCCUGUAGUCAUGCUGGGUUAGUGGAGGAAGGUUUAAACUACUUCGAAUCUAUGAGUGACUAUGGUUUAGUACCACGGAUGGAGCACUAUUCUUGUACGAUCGAUCUUUUGGGCCGAGCAGGUAAGCUUGAUAAGGUGGAAGGGUUCAUCAAAAAAAUGCCAAUGAGGCCUAGCGUGCUCAUAUGGAGGACAGUUUUAGUUGCUUGUCGUCGAUCAAAAGAUGAUACAAAGACAGAGUUAGCAAAACUAGCAUCAAAAAUGCUUGUGGAAUUAGAACCUCAAAAUCCAGUUAAUUAUGUACUUACUUCGAAUUUCUAUGCCUCCAAAGGAAGAUGGGAAGAUGUAACAAGAACACGAGCUGCGAUGCGAAGAACAACUGUAAAGAAAGAAGCUGGUUGCAGCUGGGUCACCUUAAGGGAUGGAGUUCAUGUUUUUGUAGCUGGAGACAGAUCACACCCAAACACGGAAGAGAUCUAUGCCAAACUAUGUGUUCUGAAUCAAAAGAUGAGAGAUGCAGGUUAUGUUCCUCAGACAGAGUUUGCUUUAUAUGACCUUGACAUGGAGAACAAAGAAGAGUUGUUAAGCUAUCAUAGUGAGAAACUUGCUGUGGCAUUUGUUCUUACCCGCUCUUCAGGAGCACCUAUACGUAUCAUGAAGAACCUUCGGGUUUGUGGGGAUUGCCAUUCAGCAUUUAGAUAUAUUUCUAAGAUUGUUGGACGACAGAUAGUUCUACGUGAUUCUAAUAGAUUCCAUCAUUUUGAGGAUGGGAAAUGUUCAUGUGGGGAUUACUGGUGACGGGGCCUACUAUUUUCUUAAGUACAAGCUCCUAGGAAUUCUUUUGCCGGGUCUUCCAAAUAGAUUUAAAAAGUAAUGCGGAUACACAGAUUGAAAAACUGAGUUUUGAGGGUGCAUUAAGCUGUUUGAGGAAAUAUUAAGCAGGUGCAUCUGAUUGGCGCAAGACCAAGAAAGAGAGUCUGUCUGGAAUCAAAGAGUUGAAUGUUAAGCAGCAGAAGAUGGCUGAUGGAAAAUAUUGCCAGAUUACAAAGACAGUGGUCAAGACAGCGAAACAUGCUUAAAAUAGAGGAUGCAAACAGAUAAAUGCACAGCUGGAGAUGCCAAAUGCCAGCCUUCGUGCAUGGAUCAAAUACCUUCAGUUCAGAUAACAUAUUCAAUUGAAUGAUUCUGGUAAACUUUCUGAAUAAUAUGCAUGUCAUGUGAUGGUUUAUUAUCCUGAGCUCAGGCUCAUUUCAGCUGUGAAACAAAUCAUUUUAUGCAGUAAGCAACAAAUGAUAAUAUGUGGCAUUAAUGUGGAUGACCUCAUGCAGAAUUAGCUCCGCCGAAAAGGUAGCAACCUGCAGUUAUUCUAACUUCCUAGUUAUAGGAGCAAUGGUUGCAAGGUAUAAAUGAUUUAUAUGUGAAAUUUCUUCUCUUUGUGCUGUUGGGACAGUGCACGAUUUUGCUGUUACGUUGCUAACAAAUUACACACAGUUCAUAUGUCAGUCAACAGCAGGAGAUCCUUUUCGUCAGUUUUGGAACUAUACACUUGGAUUGGAACUUCAUCAUUCUCUACUCAAGUUAUGUAGUCAAAUCUGCUAUACCCACAGUAUCUCCUUUCCCUGUACUUGGCCUAAUCAAUUUUCUGACUGGCAUCUGCUGGGUGUUAUUUUUCGGCCGAAAUAUGUAUAAUUUUUUCAUGCUUGUGACAACAAUGAUGCCAACAACCAAGUUCUUCUCCAUCAAGGUUAGCUCAUUUGGGGAGCAACACUUGGAACAAACAUGUUUUCAUAUAUCUGUACUUAAUUCAGAUUGGAUUAAUUUUUCUUAUGAUUUGCUUUCUUGAUUUCUGAUA